GGAGUGCUGGUGAUGUGUCUGCGCAGAGUACAGAACUGGGCACAGAUAGCCGUGGAAGCUGAGUUCCAUCGCUUCACCAAAGACCGUGAAGUGGCCUCGAGUGAGUCUGACUUCAUCAUCGCCUUCCGCCACCGUAUAGCACUGCCGGAGCACACACCGCUUUGGCUCAGUGCAGAGGAGACGAGGGGUCACCCACUGAUCCUCAGCAACACACCCGCAGACGGUGACCAGACACACGCAGACACGAACAAGCGCCCAUACGAUGCAGGCCACCCCAAUGCCGAGCAAACGCCAUACACAAACAAGCAUCGCGUGCAUGCAGGCGAUGAGAUCUCAUUGGCUGUGCGCGCCCUUGCGUUGGACGGCUUAGCGGACUAUCUCCGCAGGUGA
Molecule: messenger RNA, 390 nt
Organism: Sphaeroforma arctica JP610
Lineage: Eukaryota; Ichthyosporea; Ichthyophonida
Exons: 3
Coding region: 13-390 (125 amino acids)
Source: RefSeq, a predicted model, not a curated record